CAGGAGUGGGUCAAUCUGUGGGUCAGGAGUGACUCAGUUGUGAGUCAAUCUGUGGGUCAGGAGUGGGUCAGUUGUGGGUCAAUCUGUGGGGCAGCAGUGGGUCAGUCUAUGGGUCCCCCCCCCCCCCCAAGUGGGGCUGCAAUGGGUUAAUCUGUGGGUCAGUUCAUGGGUCCCAUGUGGGUCAGGCUAUGGGGCAGGAGGGGGUCAGUCUAUGGGUCCCAUGUGGGUCAGGCUAUGGGGCAGGAGGGGGUCAGCCUAUGGGUCCCGCCGUGGGUCGCUCUGAGCCCCACUUGGGGGUCAGGCCCCACUCUUCUAUGGGUCCCGCUGUGGGGCGCUUGGUCCAUCUCUUACUUGGGGGUCAGUGCCCCACUUAUGGGUCAGUGUGUGCCCCACUUGGGGGUCUGUGCCCCACUUAUGGGUCUGUGCCCCACUUGGGGGUCUGUGCCCCACUUAUGGGUCUGUGCCCCACUUGGGGGUCAGUGCCCCACUUGGGGGUCAGUGCCCCACUUGGGGGUCAGUUCCUGCCCCACUUGGGGGUCACUCCACGCUCCACUUAUGGGUCUGUGCUCGCCGUGGGGCGCUCCCAAUCCUACUUAUGGGUCAGUAGGUGCCGCGGCUCAUUCUGUGCCCCACUUGUGGGUCAGUCCGCGCCCCACUUAUGGGUCUGUGCCCCACUUGUGGGUCAGUCCGCGCCCCACUUAUGGGUCUGUGCCCCACUUGUGGGUCAGUCCACGCCCCACUUAUGGGUCCACACUUCACUUGUGGGCCCACACUCCAGUUGUGGGUCAGUCCAGGCUCCACUUGUGGGUCUGUGCCCCACUUAUGGGUCAGCCCACACUCCACUUAUGGGUCCACAUUCCACUUGUGGGUCCGUACUCCACUUAUGGGUCAGUGCCCCACUUGUGGGUCAGUCCGUGCCCCAUUUAUGCGUUUGAGCCCCACUUGUGGGUCAGUCCACGUUCCACUUAUGGGUCAGCGCUCCACUUGUGGGUCAGCCCAGGCUCCACUUAUGGGUCUGUACUCCACUUAUGGGUCGGUGCCUCACUUGUGGGUCAGUCCGUGCCCCAUUUACGCGUCUGCGCCCCACUUGUGGGUCAGCCCAGGCUCCACUUAUGGGUCCACACUCCACUUAUGGGUCGGCGCUCCACUUGUGGGUCAGUCCACACUCCACUUAUGGGUCUGUGCCUCACUUGUGGGUCAGCCCAGGCUCCACUUAUGGGUCGGCGCUCCACUUGUGGGUCAGCCCACGCCCCGUUUCUGUCUCUGCGCCCCACUUACGAGUCCGCGCUUCACUUGGGGGGGGUCCGCCCCACACUUGGGGGUCAGUCCGUGCCCCACUUAUGAGUCGGCGCUCGGCUCCGUGGGUCGUGGCUCGUCGUGCUCGGCGCCGUGGGGCGCCGUGGGGCGCUAUGG
Molecule: messenger RNA, 1413 nt
Organism: Cuculus canorus (common cuckoo)
Lineage: Eukaryota; Metazoa; Chordata; Aves; Cuculiformes; Cuculidae
Exons: 2
Coding region: 166-1344 (392 amino acids)
Source: RefSeq, a predicted model, not a curated record